AUGCGUGCCGAUCUGUGCUCCCAUGCCGAGGGCACACUGAUUCCCGAGCUACAGCACCAGGGUCUCCGCAUCCCUCUGCAGCCCUUUCCAAUUAUUGACGAUAACGGUUAUAUGUGCGUUGACCCACCGGUGGACAUUCGGAGGGAGUUGCUCGACCAUAAGGAGAAGUUCGCAGUGAUGGAGCAUGACAUACAAGUUUUUAUGGCCAAAAUCGAGUAUCUCGCCAUCCGCAAAGGUGUGACGUCAGACGAGCUGGACGCGGGAGCGCUCCAACACUUGGGUGCCGUGGGCGACACGUCGGGGGCGAUGGCGACGCCACGAAAGAACGCCAAAACCGAGUACACGGCAGAUCAGGGCGGCCAGCUGGACAUCGCACAGACACCUCAAACGCGUACAAUCGCGUCGGUGGCUGCUAUCUCACCAUGCCCUGCACCGCGCACACCUGCCCAGAGAGAUGGCCUGCUCCCUGCCAUGAACACGACACCUGCUCUGGUUAGUCAACAAGAGCGUGGCCAUCUUGCACUGGCGCUGCGCAGCCGCGAUAAGACUCCCGUGCAGGCAGCUCCAGGUAACUCUGGAAGGGCUGCAAGUAGUGGUCGUACAGGUGUAAUGUGGAACGCUGCGAAGCAGAGGUGCAAGGGCCGAGUGUCAAGAGCCAUCAAUGAUGUGGAGGAGGUGGAGGCGGCCACGCAGGCCACAGAGGACCAGCCCAUGGCUGAAGAACCUGAGGACCCACCGGAGGACUAUACAGAUGACGAGGCGUCUGUGGACGAUGACGAAGUAUAUGAACCAGGGAAUGAUGACAUGGAGGAGGAGGAUGAUUGGGAGGAGGUCAACCAUGACGACAAAGCUGCAUAA
Molecule: messenger RNA, 858 nt
Organism: Closterium sp. Naga37s-1
Lineage: Eukaryota; Viridiplantae; Streptophyta; Zygnematophyceae; Desmidiales; Closteriaceae
Source: the annotation of a GenBank genome assembly